Toxorhynchites rutilus septentrionalis is the source of this 11848-nucleotide messenger RNA. RefSeq lists its product as uncharacterized. The transcript is spliced from 9 exons. Bases 1766 to 2851 code for a protein of 361 amino acids. The record is from RefSeq and is a predicted model, not a curated record. NCBI's taxonomy places the organism in Eukaryota, Metazoa, Arthropoda, Insecta, Diptera, Culicidae.
CGGAUCGGACGCGAUUGUUGGAGGCAUCUUUCGAACUGAACUUCGAACGUCGGACCGGUUGGGAAAUGGUUUUUGAUUUGCAAGCCUGGAAGUGCGUGUAAGUGGACAGCGCAGGCAUAUUACGCACGGUUGAGAUUGUGGUGAUAUUUUUUUUACUUUUAUUUUUGUUACUGGUCAAAACCGGGCGAUUUUUUUUUAAUUCGUGUGUUUCCGUAUUUUGCACUACGUUGCUAAAAAGUGCAACUAGCCGCUGACACCCUGCGUUUGUGGAUCAAACAACGGUCAGGAUCUGGUCGUCCGUUUGGCCGUUAAUACCAAGCGUCGUGUGAAAUUAUGAUUAUUACCGUGCGUACCAGCAGCUGCUCCAAGCGUAGUUCGUGGAAAUAGGUCAACUAAUGACCGGUUCGGAAGGAAAAUCUAGCAUACAAACCCACAAACGGAAGAAUCAAAAGUCACCGAAUGGUGAAAUUCAUGACAGUUGGUGGACUAUGUCUAAUUAAUCUUUAUUAUUAUCGUUCCGAAAGUCAUAUUUCCGAGGUUUUGCCUCUGGUGCUGUGCGUGUGUUAAUAAAAAGUCAAACUUGGAAGGAACCAAGCGAGAAAAAAAGCGGAAAGAAUAAACGGAAAAACAACCGGGCCAAACUUCGAGCGCAGAGGCACUAAAUUAGUAAAAUUGGAUAAUUGAUGAGUGUGAACGGGAAAGUGUGGCUGCCCGUGAAACCGUGGAAAAAUCGAGCUCCGUGCAGCAAGGUGGGACGACAGUCCGUGAAAUGAAAAAGUCGAAGGUAGCAGACCGCGAAGAAAGAAACGGCUGCAGAUUCAAAUUUGCAUAGGAACCGAACCAGCGAGCGGUGAGCAGAACGAGAAGGAGAGGUGUUGCUGGAGACGUCCGAGUGCUUUACGUGCAGUUCGGUGGUGUUCCACGGUGUACACAUCCGACAAGACGUUAAUCACUCGUGUUUAUCGCCGAAUCAAACGUCAUCCACCCGAAUUCUCGAACCGGCAAAAUAAAAUCCUCACCGUAGAAUACGAAGUUGAUCCUUCACCCGCUGUUCCCGCUGCCGAUGACACCAGCCCUAACCACAGUACAACACCAUCGAAACGAGGAUCCAGGGAAGCUUAUCGGCGGAUUAUCGAGGCAGUUUCAUUACAUCGAUUGGAUUGGACGAACUGUUGCAUCGCUUUUCCGCCUAUUGUUGGCAGAAUCACCGGGGGAGAUACUACAACCGAGAUGAAUGAUGACAUCCAUUAAUAUGAUGAAGUAUGUUAAACAUUCAGCCUCCGAUACCACCAGAGUGGCAGGAAUCGAUAGGGUGUGAAAAAAUCCUCGAACUUUUAUGCGUGGGACUACGGGGGAAAGUGAGAGAAUAAUAAUUGAUCGCGAUAAAUUACUUUGUAAACAGUGCAAUUACAUUGGUGUGUAUGUGUCAAUUAAAUCCGUCUGAAUCGGAUGAAAAAUUGGGUAAAAUACUCCCAGUGCUGAAAAAAAUACACAACAUAACACAAAAGAGUUGUCUCAUCAAAGAGCGGCUUUCCAUCCGAUAAAUUGAGUCGCUUGGGUAGCAAUUUUCACGCGGAAUCAAACUUCAUACUGAUACACACAUACACACUGUGCAUUUUGAAAAAAAAAUCAACAAAAAAAAAACGCUAGGUGAAACAAAAUAAAAAUACGCACCGCCCGAAUCGCGAUAGAGAAAAGUUAAUUAAAAGUCCCGAACAACGGGCGCCGAUUCGGAAGCAAGCAGGAAGUGCUAGAGUGGAACAGGAUGAAGCAAGGUGCUUAUUUGGGCGGAAUACAUCCGUCUACAGUGCUGCGAGGACGGCCGGAGCGGAACCUGACACUGACAACCUGUCUGCUGAUCGGAUUGUGCACCAUUAUACCAGUGACAGAUGCACUAAGAGACGUUCAGGCCACAGUACCCCAAGCUGUCCGGCGGGGGGACAACGCAAUGCUAUACUGCCACUACGACAUGGAUGGCGAGAAUCUUUACUCGGUCAAAUGGUAUAAAGGACGACGAGAGUUCUACCGAUACACGCCGAAAGAGAACCCGGCGAUGCAAAUUUUCCCAUUAACGGGUGUGCAAGUUAAGCGAGCAGCAUCCAACGCGAGCCAACUGAUGCUGGUCGGACUGAACCUGUCCUCGUCGGGGAAGUACAGCUGCGAGGUGUCGGCGGACGCACCAUCCUUCCACACAAUGCUUGUCACGGGUGAUUUGGAAGUUUGCGAGGUCCCAAAGCACGUCCCGUACAUACACGGCAUUCGACCGCGGUAUCGAUUGGGUGAUAUCGUGAGGGGUAACUGCAGCUCGGCACACGCGCGACCCGCUGCCAAUUUAACGUGGUACAUCAACGAAGUACAGGCUAAUCCCUCACAUAUUCGUAUUCAUAAGCCGUUUAGAGACCGUAAAACUGAGCUGGAAACUUCGGUCAUCGGGUUGCACUUUGUGGUUAGCCUUCAUCACUUCCAGAACGGAAAGCUCAAGAUUCGCUGCACAGCCAGAAUUCACGAAAUCUACCUGCAGUCCACGGAGAAAUCAAUCGACGAGGAACGACCCCGCGUCAUCUCGGCGGCCUCCUCGUCCUCCUCGUCCAAUAGCAACAGUAUCAACCUGAUGCAGAACAUCCCGUACGACCAGUUUCCCCAGCUGGACAACGAGCUGGAUCGGAAGGACUACAUGACGCAUUUGCAAGGCGACAUGUCAUCAUCGGCCGGAAGUGCGUCCUCCGUCCAGGCGAGAUCGAUGCUAUCAAUCAGCUCAACCCGAUUCCGGCGGCUGCUGCUGGCAGAGGCAACAGGACUAGCAAUAGUUUUCCAUCACUUGCUCAAAUUCCGCACGAUUUCCAUAACAUGAUUCCGUGAUGUGCAUUAGGGAUGCGAUUUCGGUUCAGCUUUCUUCCGUUCGGUCGUCGGUUGGUGUUUCCUUCGCGCAGCGCUUUUCGUACCAUCGAUGUAGAUAAUGUUUUUUUUUUUUUGUUUUUGGUUUGGUUUGGUCUCGCUUCUCUCGCCUUACUCCAAGUCAUGGAGGGACCACGGGCGAAUACUAUCCUCUACUGUCCAGACAACAGCCGGUCGUAUGCUUGUGUGGGAGAAAAAGAGAAAAAAAGAGGAAAAGGGAACGCCUCGGCGCAACUGAAAUGGAAAGUUGAUCCCGCGCGAGGUGGAGCAGGCGAUAAGCAGCGGAGAAAAGCGUGAUGAAGGUGUUAAUGAUAGCGACGACGCUGAUUAAUGGUUGUUUGGCGAGUGCGUGCGGAAUAUGUGUGUAGAAUUUUAGUCAACUUUUAGAUUUAGCUGAAAAUAAGAUUACCGCAGGAGAAGAAGGGAAAAAUGGAAAAAUAUUCAAAAUAGCAUAGCAGCGAAAACGGUGUGCUAUAAAGCAGUUGUUGUAAUGAUAUGUUAACUUAAGAAUCGCAGUGAUAGGGUUGAAUGGGAGAGGAUUCAUAAUGUUUUAUUGUAGUGCUGUUGGUUUCAAAUUGAUGGAUUUCUUCUUUAUAUACAAUAUUGUUAAUUACUGCGAGCAAAACGCGCUCAACGACACUCUGUUAAACAUAACACAGCAACAAUAGUUUACUUACCAUGAAAAUUGCUUUGAAUUAUAAUUUAUUGUUUUAUCUAUUUGAAAAAAGUUUGAACAAUGAUUUCUAUGCAAAUUACACAGUCUCAAAAUAACAUUGGGCAGUCCUGUCAUAGCCUGUUCAAUUGAACCAUUAAACUUAGAAAUGGGUCAGAUCCAUUUCGUUCAUGAUUCUAUGAAUCGAAAAGCUUCCGCUGAUUGAGAUAUAAAUCAUAACAUAUAUAUUCUGAAAAAAUACACAACAAAUCAAAUAGUUGCUUCGAAGAAAAAUUUUUACAUGUUUACGCCAACGCGACUCAUAAACAUACACAUUGGAACGCUUUCGCGGUUAUUGCUCAUCUUCAACUUUUGCUUCACCAUUGCCCAAAAUUUAUAUAUUGGGCACAACUGGAGACAGUUAGGAGGAUUAGACUAUCCGUUAUUCUCAUACCAUCGUAGUUCGUUCUCCCGAAACGACAGCUAGCUAGAUCUGGUUAAAACGUUUAUUCUUCAUCAUUAGACAUUGUAGAGGAUAAAAUUUUUUAGUUUUUUAGUAAUUCCUUUUAGCAUUAUUCCGAAAUUCAUCGUCUUAUUCGACACAAAACUAUGGGUCGCAACUACAGAUAUCUCGCCAUUAUUGUAUUUUUUUUUCGAAAACUUAUCUAUAAAUUAAAAUUAAAAUGAAAACCUAAACACUGAAAUUUUAAGAAAAAAAUUAAAGAUUUCGAUUGCUUAUAACUCGAGCAUUUCUUAACCCUCCAAUACUCGCACAUAUGGUCUGACAGACCGAGAUUCAAAGAGGUGUCUGAAUUAAGUGACUAUUAAAAUUGAAUGUAGGGAAAAAAACAAUUUCUGAGGUUUUUUCAUUCAAUUAUAUGUUUUAUACACAAUAGCAAUCUUACAAAGGCACGUAUAGUUUUUGAGUCUUUGAGAAAGUUUCAGUGUUAUUUAAAAGGCCUGUCUACAAAUUUUCCGUUUCUCGAUUUCUGUGGAUAGGGCAUAUUCAUUGUUAAUGUAAAACAAGACUGGGAAUCUGACUUAUGCUCUGAUGGACUACUCGCUAAAUCUCUGUGACGGACAAAACUAAGUAUUGGCCUGUCUUCUGAUGUUGUAAUUUUUUAAAAUUAUUCUCAUUCUCUUUCAAUAAACUAAAUAAUUUUGUUUUUUUUUGCUAAACUGAUUUCAAUGCUUCUGGAUAACUUGUCUUGCUCAAACCUCUGUAAAGGAAUGAAAUGCAACCAUCUUCGAUUCGAGAAGACGCACCACGGUUGAUAUGGGAUACAGACUAGGGGGGUGUUGCUGAUUAAUGGUCAGCUGCAUCCCAAUAGGAAGUAUCCCGUGUCGGGCACACGUACAGAGCAUUGAAGAAUGCAACAUCCCAAUUAUAAGAACACUUGUAAUACUAAUCUCGAGCCAACCGCGAGUAAUCGGUUACAUAUUACUAACAUAGAUAAUAGGAAAAAAUGUCAAAAUAUUCAACUCCCGGCCUCGUCAGACUAACGCCAUAUGAGGCCUUGAUAAAAAUAUGUAUUUUUGAAAAAAAACCAUCAUUCCUGAGUGUUGAAAAUAAAACAAAAGCCCUUGUCUUUUGAAAGUAAUUUAUUUAAUAACAAUCUCAUUUGAAAUGAUUUUGUUCAAACCUCUAUAUCAAUCCUCUCUGAAAUAUUUUGAAUAUUUUUUUUCAUUUCGCCCUUAGGGUACAUUAUUCAGAAUUAUAGUGGUCAGAAAAAAUCGACUAUUUUGACAAUACGCCCAUCCUUAAAAAAUGUAACUUUUGUACCGCUUAACUGUUAGCAGAUUUUUGAGAUAUCAAAUAUGACGCUCCAAAUUUCAUUGAGGAGUAAAGUUUUGAAAGUUUAAGAAUGGUUUUGUGGAUUUUAAGAACAUAGCUUUUCAUAUCAUUUUUAAAAAUGUGAGAUGUUUCACAUAAGGAAUCAAAACCUCAGGUAUAUUCACCUUUUCGCUGUUGAUGUAUUUUGUUUUAUCCUGUUGUUGUGCUGGUUUUCUAGGAAAAAAUAUAAACAUGUAAAAUAUGUUUUUUUUAAUUAUUUAAUUUUUUUAGGGGUUGAAGAAAGGCCCUUGCUUUUCACGUGUUCAAUGAUUUUACAAUAACUAUAUCAUACGUCAUAUUUUCAUCAGACAUCUAGAUUUCUAAUCAUGACUUUUUGAAAAAAAAGCUCAAUUUGUUAACAUAUGCUCUUAGAAAAAAUCAGUCGCAAAUACAAUUGGUGAUAUGAUAAUGUAAAUUUUAAUUUUGAGUAACUGACACUAUACUCACUUAGUUUAAAAAAAAUCGGAGAGGGACGCGUCAUAAUCGGCCGUUUUUCGGGUCAUUAGGCGUGGAAUUGCUCUAUGUCGAAAUUUGGGUUCUCAUAGACAAUCCAUUAUGCAUAGCGAAUGUUCUUCUUUUUCAAGACACCCUCUGGCAACGCUUAAAAUAGACAAUGCAUACGCGUGAUUCAAUGAUACAAAAACACUUUCCACAUGGCGUAAGAAAAUCAACGCGGAGCAUCUUUUCAUUGAGCCCCCUAGGCUUUGAGAACAAAAAAAUAAAUACUCUCGAGCCACUCGGACUCCGCGUCGGGAAAAUUCUCUGUAUGUGGCUGAAGGACGCUGGUUCUUGGAGAGAAUAUAAAUGAAUGAAAUCAAAAGUGAAAUUUCCUUUACUGCUUUUGGUUUUUCUAUUAUAAAUCGAUAAAGAAUAUCAGAUGCUUAAAAAACAACACUGUAUUUUUAGAAAAUGUGAAGAAAUUCCCCCGUAAAAACUUAAAAACGGAGUAGCGUAAGCGCCAUUUCUACUAUUAUGUUACGAUGUGAUGCGAUGUGAUUUUUUUAUCUGAUCAAAUGGCAUGGGAUAAACGAGAUGGAGCAGUAAAUUCCACAUGACAUCUUCCGUAGUGGACGUUUAGCAUAAUGAAAGUCACAUGCCUCCUUUCUAGUAGGAAACCACUUUUUCAAAAAUCUCGACAAAUCUUUUGAUGAAACUCCAAAUGAUGCAUUUGGAAUUUCUAUUUUGAAAAUCUCGUCAAUUAUUUAAAUUUACAAAAUCAAACCCAGCUUAAAGGAAUAAUUUAUCCUAGAUUCACGUAUUUUUCUGUUAUCACAUAUUGCACAUGAAAAUUGCAACAAAAUAAUUAAACAUUAUCAAUGUUAUUGUGGAACACAAGGUCUUCUCAAUAGUGUCAUUUAUCUUCAGCCAUCAAAAGACAAUGCAACGAUAUUUUCUUUCCUCGACUGCUCGUUUCCUUUUUGGGAUGAUUUGAAGCCACACUCAACAUUAAUUCUGAGCACAUGUUUUGUUAUCCCGAUUUAUUACAUGAAAUGAGCCGAAAAAUAACAGAAAAUGUCUUGACUCUCAAAUACACCAGUAUCUGACCAUUUGUAUAAUAAAUCAGUAAUCAGUAAUGUAAUCCAUGCCAAACCGAUUUAGUGGUUCUCAGAUUUUCGUGAAAACUGGUAGUUUUGUUCGCAAAACAUUUGACCCGUAUUUUUUUAUUUUUUCAGUAGGCUGACCAUUUCCAUUUUAGGGUUGUCCAAAAAAUCUACUUUUUCCUCUUUUUUCCAAAAAUGAUUUUUUUCAAAAAUUCAUAACUUUUGAAAUACUAGACCUAUUCAGAUUAUCGACACAUCAAAUAAAAGCCAAUCACUUGAUUUUUUUUUUUUUAAUACUAUACCUGCAGAAAAUUUGAAUUGUGCUCUCGUUAUUAUUGAUUGCAUUCGUUUUUUAUUAUUUUCAUAGUUUCGGGACCAAAGGCGCUAUAUUAUUUUAUAAUUUUUCUGAAAAGCGAAUGUUCACAUAACAUAUGUCGAAACCAAAGAGGCUUGUCGUUUUUCAUAGUUAACCGAAUCAAGCCGUUGCCAAUUUUUCUCCAUCUGUAAACAUUUUGUACAGAUCGGAUUUCCAUUUGCGAAGUUCUGACCACACGGAAAGAAAUCGACCAAUUUUUUAAGCAGAUAGUGACUGGGAAUGAGAGAUGGUCACAAACGACAAUAUUGUGUGAAAAUAAUCGUGAUUAAAGCGUGGUGAAGCAUCUCAAACGGUGGUCAAACCAAGACUAAUGGCCAGGAAGGUCGUACUGUGUAUUUGAUAGGACAUAGACCAACAGAAGAGGUAUUGUGUUCCAUCAGGACAACACAAGGCCACAAACGUCUUUAGUUACUCGACAGAAACUCCGGGAGCUUGGUUGGGAGGUUUUAAUGCAUUCAUCACAUAGUCCGGACCUGGCACCAAAAUAUUACUACCUUUUUCUCGCAUUGUAAAAUUUCCUGAGUGAUAAUAAAUUUGGAUCAAGAGAAGAUAAUAAAAAUCGAUUACUAGAGGUUUUUCCAAUAAGAACCAAGACUUCUAUGAAAGAGGCGUCACGAAACUAUCUUUAAAAUGGCAAACAAAUUUCACAACAAAACGGUGCAUAUUUGAUAGGCUGACCAAACGUACCGUUUUUUCCGACCAAUUUUAAUUGUCCCGUCUUUUUAUCAAUUUCUACCGUAUUUGAAGUAUAAAGAAAACGUAUUUGUAAUAAUACCCUGUUGUACUACGAUUCAUUUGGAAAGCCAUGUCUUAAAUUGCUUCUCACUAGAGAUUGGUUAGCGAACUUUCGAACAUUUAUUCACCUCGUUGAAAGAGAUGGAUGUAUCUGCCAUUAAAGUUGCUGUUAAUUUUGAUGAUUUUAUUAUCCUCAAUAAAAAAGUGCAAAGUGUUCUUGAAAAAUAUUGUGGAUCGUAUUCAGGGAAUUUCUGUAUUGAGUUACCAUAUACAGAUUUUGAGCCGUUCAAGCACCUACGAUCGAUUCAGCGUGUGGAACGCUUUCGCUUUUGAAGUUUAUGUCGUUGUGUUGUGUGAACUGCUCGCUAGUUAGAUCGAGACUGAGUAUUAGAAAUCGCGAAUGGCUUAUUUAUACCCAAUAAGUUAUAAACGGAUGGGAUUAAUUUGCAAUAUCUCCUCUCUCUCUAUAGUAUUCGUACGAACGAACGCUGCAUUUACAUUUCUAGCGAACGGUUUACGCACAAAUCAUUCGCAGUGGUAUAUCAAAGUUAUACCUCAUAGCUACAUCCAUUACUUGGAAUAGAAAGUACGGGUAGAUAAGGACAGAAAUGCACAGAAUAAAUGAAUGAGAAAAUGAGUGCGCUUCCAAUUUUUGUUUGUCGAGUUUGAUCAGGCGCUUGGUGUUUCCGAUCCAAAAUAUGGGCCCCAUGUAACAACCCGAAAAUGUGUAGAAUUUUCAGUCUUUCUUUUACGGUUUUGAAAGUUUCUGAAGAAAACAUUAGCUGCAGUGCAGAUACGACAAAUUUAUAAAAAUUAUCUUUGCGAGAAUCUUAUUCCUUUAAUGUUUCAGAGUUACACCGAAAAUCGUCAAGGUUGGAGAAAUUUUCACGCUCGAUAAAUCAGGAAAUAUUGCAUCCGCUGGUUCACUACAGAGAAGUUCUUUCGAGUGCCACCUGUUUCAAAGAUAUGAAUUUUAUUUCGUACGAUGAGCCUAUAUCAUCGAUUCGGUUUUUUGUAGAGAUUUUAGUGAACUCCUACGAUUGUCUCCAUUGGCUAUCCACUGUCCUAUUGUGUCAGUUUGUUAGAACUAAUUUCUCUCUUAUUCAUAGAUAAAUUGCACCGCCGUGUGUUAAGGUGAAGAUGGAAGGAAGCGCUUCACUGACACAAGUCAUAGAAUACAUUUGAAAAAAAAAACAAUUCAAUACUGAAGUAAAAUGUAUGAACGAUGUGUUCCGAUGAACAAUUGCAAAUAUAAAUUUGUACAGAAUGUGUAUUUGCAUAUGAAGUAAAAUUUUGAUCACACGCGAGCAUGAGCAAAAUUUUGGUAUUAACAAGUUCUUCCGCACGGUAACUCGAUGUUGAUAAUUCCUCAAUAUUUUCCAUCGUUGAUCGUUGAUCGUUGAUCGAUUUUUUUUCAUAUAUUCACGUUAGAGCGCUUGAACCCUUCUCUUCGUUGGCCGAGGCAUUUUGAUUGAAUGUAAUACUUUUCCGUUUACUACGUUUACUGACAGCGGAGGCAGCCAUGGCAGUAUUCCGAGCUCUGCAAUACAAUUCUCUUAACCAAUGUUAAAGUAGCUAAAACUUACAUUAUAGACCUAUAAAACGUAAAAAUAAUAAUUGUUUUGAUAUCAACACAAUUUUAUUUUACUGAUUUUCAUGACAUGAAACGCUAUGACUCAGGAAUAUCAUUUUAUUGAGUGGUUUUUAUAGCUGUCUCGAUGAUGUUGUCUGGCAUCAGUGUCGAAAAAAUAACGAUGCUUUCACCAAUCCAAACAAAACCAUUGCGAAAAAUUUAAAAAUGAAAAUUGAACUUUCAGAGCACUACUGAAAAACGUCGAGUUUUCCGACGUUUUUCAGUAGACAUUACUGAAAAACGUCGGAAAACUCUCAAUUUUUCAAUUUUUCGCAAUGGUCGACAGAUGAAAAUUCAAUAUCAUAUGAGUAAUCGAUUAGAGUUUGGUCGAUAUCACUUGAUGAGAAGUGUGUGAAAACGAUCAGAGAUGAAAGAAAUGAGCGCCAUUGUGGCAGCCAUUUGUGGAUUCCUUCCACCUUCACCUUAACACUCUAUUCACAAUUAAUCUCAGAAUAUAUUCAUUAGUGGUUUUUUUAGUGUUUUUUUACACGAGAUCAAUAGCGUACCACUCAUGUAACCAAUCGUCAAAUUUCGGGACGGGCUAUUGAUUAACUACAGAAUCCGCGAAUCAUCCGCUCGCGGCUACGAGCUUCUACGAUACUUCAUGUAACUAAAUAGAAUGCAGAAAACCACCAUAAUCAAUGUCUCCGUUAAGAUUUAAAUACAAAACCAUGCGCCUCCACUGGCGCUCGAUUUACAUAUGAGUCGAAACAGGAACAUCCCUCUCGCACAUCUCGGCGCAACUUUUUACGCCUACACCAGCAAACAAUUUGCAUAGUUAUCUUGAAAAACAACUCUCCUGAAUCAUUUUGCAAUCAACAGCCCAAAAGAUACAUUACAAAAAGGUGAUGAAAGGUAACUCACCUCCGGAAUUCACCAAACGCCUUCUGUCUCCCAUUCUCCACGGCUCGGCUCAAACACACCUUCACACCAGAAAGAUCCCCUCGCGGUAUUUGAAUAAAGAAAGAAAAGCAUUCUCCGUAUUAAUACCGCGCUUAAUCCGAUGGAAAAAUAUUCGCUACAUUAAGAGCAAAUCUUAUUGCGGCGCAAGAUUUGCAUUUCGCUUUACGCAUGGAGCUUUUAUUCGUUCUGUCAUACUAUCGCCUCGCUCUCUCUCUUCACGGAGAAGAUGAAUUGCAAGUCAUUGAGGGCGCUGGAUUUCCGCCGAAGGAUACUCCUCCGGUGGGCGAGCGGAAUUAUGACGGAUGCCUUCAUCACUGACUAUUGUUUGCUGUUUGUGUUAUGAUUAUUGUUAUCGCUAUUAUUUUGCGCUAAUCUCGCACGCUCUGUAGUAAGCAUACUCGUCGUCAGAGACGUGGCAUGGGAAUGGGAUGCAAAUCCGGUACUGUCGGAGAGUCGGAGCUUACCCGGUACCCACACCUAACAUUCUUCGUGGCCGCCACUAUUCAAGUAUUCAAGCGCCUCUCGAGCCCGGGCCCCAAUGGAGCCCUGAAGAAGUGCAAAAUGCAAAUCAGUGGCAGAAAUUAUAAACGCAAAUAAAACGCUCCAAGAGCCGUGGAGAAUGGGACAAUGGAGCCAGAGUGUGAGGACGAACGGAAUGGACUGAAGUAAAAGAUACGGCGAAAUUAAAUAACACACAAAGGUGUGAAAGAAAACGAAAACAACUAUCCCCAGAUCAGUUUACGUUUUAUUGGAGUGUAAAUGGGGAAAGAAUAUAGCCUGAGAUGUCCACCAGUCGGGGACGAAAAAUACGCAUAAAAAAGCUGCUAAAAUCCGGACUAGCUCUAGGUAAAGUAAGUUGGCCGAUUAAAAAAAUAGUAGAACCAGAGUUUAAUGUAAAUACUAGGUAAGUAGCCGUAAGAUGCCAGAAUCAGUGCUGGUGUGUUGUAGCGUAAAGUGGCAAUGGAAAAUGAACAGCAGAAAGUAACAUUUUUAGCAGAACGAAUGUAAAAUGACGCGUAGGAAGAAUGCACAAUUAUAUACAAUGAUUUGAAACGCAGGGAUAGCAAGCUGGUAAUCAAGAGUUAUGGAAACACGAAGCGGCAUAUUCUUAUGGCGAAGCGAAAAAUUCAAUGAAUUUAUGUGUGAUAUGGAGAAAUAAAUAAUGAUACUGACAACAUAGAGAUACUAUCCAACAGAUACCAGAAAUAACACAUGGAUAUAGUUUAAUUAUUACCAGAAUAGUACUGAGAAUGUAAUUUUAAAUGCAAAUAAAAAAAAC